Exserohilum turcica Et28A is the source of this 2808-nucleotide messenger RNA. RefSeq lists its product as uncharacterized. Gene Ontology annotation, biological process: regulation of DNA-templated transcription. NCBI's taxonomy places the organism in Eukaryota, Fungi, Ascomycota, Dothideomycetes, Pleosporales, Pleosporaceae. The record is from RefSeq and is a predicted model, not a curated record. The transcript has 3 exons. Gene Ontology annotation, cellular component: chromosome; chromatin; nucleus. The coding region runs from base 1 to 2808 and encodes 935 amino acids. Gene Ontology annotation, molecular function: protein binding; histone H3K36 methyltransferase activity.
AUGUCCGACGCGGGUUCGGACAAGAGCCACGCCCAAUUAGAGCCGGAGCUGCGCGACAUGAAGCUGGAAGCCGCCGCCUCGGAAGGAGCAGCCGACGGCGCCGCCGACAGCCAGGUAAAGGUCGACGACGUAGACUCUGCCGAGCGCGCGCCCACGCCUCUCGCCAUUCCCCCCAGGCUCAAGUCGCGCUCCAAGUCGCAGUCGCCUAUGGCCAGGCACGACGCCGACGCCCCGUCGCCCGCCAGCGCCCACGAAGAAACCCUGGGUGGAGACAUCACGCUCAAGAUGGAGCCCGGCAAAGCCCCCAAGCUGUCGCGCACGGCGGCGCAAAAAGUCGUCACACGCCCGCCGCCCCUGUACCUCGACCUGCCAGACUCGACCGAAGCCGCCAAGGAGACGUUUGUCGUCCUCCCGGAAUGCACCUACGCGAACAAGACCAUCGGCACCACCGACCCGGCCCUCGAAUGCGACUGCCAGGAGGAAUACGACUCGGCCACGACGAAGAACCAUGCCUGCGGCGAGGACUCCGACUGCAUCAACCGCGCCACAAAGAUGGAGUGUGUGGGCGACUGUGGCUGCGGGAGGCGCUGCCAGAACCAACGCUUCCAGCGCAAACAAUACGCCGACGUCACCGUCAUCAAGACGGAAAAGAAGGGCUUCGGACUGCGCGCCAACAAGGACAUGGCCCCCGGCGAGUUUGUCUUCGAGUACAUUGGCGAGGUCAUUGAUGAGCGCACCUUUCGCCGCCGCAUGGGCCAGUACGACGAGGAGGGCAUCAAGCAUUUCUACUUCAUGUCUCUGACAAAGGGCGAGUUUGUCGAUGCGACCAAAAAGGGCAACCUGGGCCGCUUCUGCAACCACUCGUGCAACCCCAACUGCUUCGUCGACAAAUGGGUCGUGGGGGACAAGCUGCGCAUGGGCAUCUUCGUCGAGCGUCACGUCAAGGCCGGCGAGGAGCUCGUCUUCAACUACAAUGUCGACCGCUACGGCGCAGACCCACAGCCUUGCUACUGCGGCGAGCCCAACUGCAGUGGCUUCAUUGGCGGCAAGACACAGUCUGACAAUGCGACCAAACUAUCUACCGACAUGAUCCAGGCGCUGGGUAUUGAUGAUGGUGCUGGCUGGGACACGGCCAUCACCAAGAAACCGCGCAGGAAGAAGGCCAGCGAGGACGACGAGGAAUAUGUCAACGACCUGCAGCCAAGAGAGCUCGAGGAGGACGGCGUCAAGAAGAUUGUGCCCGCCCUGCGCCAGUGCACCGAGAAAUGGAUUGCCGUCAAGCUACUCAGUCGUAUGCAGACCAGCAAUGAGAGGGUUGGCCAUCGCAUUGUUCAGUUUCAUGGCUACCAGACAUUGAAGAAGACGCUGAAAAUAUGGCAGCAAGAUGCUAAUGUGAUUCUGCAAGUGCUCGACAUCCUCAAGAGACUGCCGCGAAUUACCCGAAACAAGAUUCAAGAGUCUGGCAUUGAAGAGGCUGUGAGCGAACUCAACGACUACGGGGAUGAGCGAGUUGAGGCUCUCGCUGAAGAACUUCUAAGUGCUUGGAGCAAGUUGGAGGUUGCGUACAGGAUACCUCGUAUCAAGCGAGACCCGAAUGCCGGCACGCCCCUUCGUACGGAGAAUCAUUUUGAGCGGCGCGAACGAGGCCGAGAGCGGUCGCGGUCUCGAUCCAAGUCUCCGUCUGCGAUUGCACCAAAAGGCCCAUCUGCGGCAAACAUACCCUCAGGUCCUCGUGCAUUGAAUGCACCCCGUGGCCCAGCGAGCUUCUUCGGCCCUGCUCGGCCAGCGAACCGGCCUCGACAAGCCAACAGUCUGCCUCCGGGCUGGUUCCAGGCUACUGCUGAGAACGGCUCAACCUACUUUUACAAUUCAUCUGGUGUCACUCAAUGGCAGCGUCCCACACAGGCUGUCAAUGCUCCCGCCCAACAGAACAAGGCCAAGAGCGAUACGCAAAUGCUACAAGACAUCAUUUCGCGCAUUACCUCAACAGACACGCCUACCAGACAUUCUGCGUCUACAACGCCACAGCCGAUGCCAGAGGAGCAAAAAGAAACAGUGUUGCGCGAUGAAAAGUGGCGCAGUCUACCGGUGGAGAAGCAAGAAAAGAUCUACGAGGCGACCCUCUCAACGCAUGUCAUGGCUGUAACGUCAACGUACCGGAAGAAGCUUGAGAAGGAAGAAGUGAAGCGGCUUAGUAAAGAGGUAGCAAAGAAGCUUGUGCGCGGCGACUACAAGUCUGGGCGCGUCAAGGAUCCCACAGCUAAGAUUAGCUCGAGUCACGAGAAAACAGUGCGGAAGUACGUGAAAGAGUUCAUGGACAAGGCCGUCCGGAAAAAGGAAGAGCGACAAAGGAUGAAGCCGUCACAAAGUGGCACGAAUUCAGACACGAAGAACGAUACACCAAGCACUCCACAAGACGCAGCCAAAGAAGGAGAGAGUGCUGCAGUCAUGGCCGAUGAUGCCUCUCUUUCCGACUCGGCCUCUGAAUUGAAGCGCAAGAGAGAAGGAGAAGGUCGGUUCGGCUCUCCGAAGAGAACGCGGACAAGCUCCGAGGUUCUGCAACCUGCGCCCCCGCCACCACCGCCACCGCCUGCAUCGAUGGAGAACGGAGAGUCUAGCCUUACGCCCAUGGAUGAGGCUUGUACAGCGUCUUUUCCAGAGGUCGCUGAUCGAGGGCCUGCAAGUGGCAAGCCGACCAUGCAGCUUGAUGGCUAUGGCAGUCCAAUGCAGCUUGCAACGCCCCCAACAAACGGCUCCAGCGACCAAAAACAGCCUCUUGUAAAUGGCAGCAACGGCCCCCACCCAUAG